UUGGCUUUUGCAGGGAGUUUGUGCGAGAGGGACGAUUUAGAGAGAGAAAGAGAGGGUCUACUUCCAUAUCAGCUGGUUUGCAUUGGUAGAGAGAGAAAGAGAGGGGUCCACUUCCAUAUCAGUUGUUUAGUACUAGUACAGAGAGAAAGGGUGCAGAGAAGAGGAGGAUCUAAGUACCCGAAGAGAGAGAGAGGAUCUUCUUCUCGUUGUAGAGAGAGAAAGAGAGAAAGAGAGAGAGGGAGAGUCUCUGUAUGUGUGCAAGGAAUGACGAAAUGGCAUCCUCUGAUGACCUGCAAAUCAACACAGAUUCUCUAACCCAACCUCAAGAGCAGCAACAGAGGUACGAACAAGAAGAGCCUCUCCUCCAUGAAAGUCAUUCCGAGCUCGACCAUGCUCUUCAUGGGCUCGAGCAGUUCCUGGGUUUUCUGGGUUUUUACCAGUCACCCAUCACCAACAUCUUGUUUUCAUGGCUGGUCUUUUUGGCCCUCGGUUUAGCCGUUCCUGUUAUAACUCUUAAGGCAUCACAAUGUUCAGGGUGUAGUCAAAUUCAGAUACUGAAAUUUGAGGUUUUUUUAUUGGUUUCUCAGUCGUCUUUGGCCGCUGUCUCUUUGAUCUGUGUUUCUCAUAAUCUUCGAAAGUAUGGGAUUCGAAAGUUUAUCUUCGUUGAUAGAUACCAUGGCCAAAUGCUUCGUUUUCACAAGGAAUAUGUGACGAAGAUCAGAGGUGUCUUCUCACUGCUCAUAUGGUUGAUAUUACCAUGUUUACUGGUGAAAACUAUUCAUGAAGUUCUACGGAUUUCAUCUAUCCCUCACGUUGUUUGGUGGAAAGCUGCUGCUAUUUUAUUUGGUGUAGUCAUAUCAUGGACUUAUCUGACUGCUAUUUUUUUAUCAUCUUGUGUACUAUUUAACUUGGUUUGCAACCUUCAAGUCAUUCACUUUGAGGACUAUGGAAAGCUAUUAGAAAGGGAUUUGGAUGUGUUAGUUUUUCUCAAGGAACACCUGCGCCUAUGUUAUCAACUGUCCAAAAUUAGCCAUAGGUUUCGCAUAUAUCUUCUCCUCGCUCUAUUGGUUGUCACCGCCAGUCAAUCUUGGAGUCUCUUUCAGACCACAGGAUAUACCAGAACCGUAAAUUUCAUCAAUGCUGGCGAUUUGGCUGUUUCCUCAGUUGUCCAAGUUGUUGGCAUAAUUCUUUGCUUACAAGCAGCAACAAGAAUAUCCCAUAGGGCUCAAGGCAUCUCAUCAGUUGCUUGCAAAUGGCAUGCUUUAGUGACUUGCACAUCAACCGAUAUGACUUUACCAAGUGGCACAGAUAAUGCUGAAAACUUAGAGGCAGAUCCUGCUGGUUUGUUUCUUGGCAGUGAGCUUGGUAGUGAGCUUGAGAGUGAUUUGGAGUCUGUUAAUGAUAUAACACUUCCGACGCCCAUUCAAAUAGCCACUUAUUUGUCAUCUUACCACAAGAGGCAGGCUCUUGUUAUGUACUUGCAAAGUAAUCCUGGUGGCAUCACCCUCUUUGGAUGGACCGUUGAUCGUGCACUGAUCAACACUAUCUUUGUCAUUGAGCUCACCCUAGUUCUUUGGGUCCUCGGGAAAACCAUCAUAUCUACUUCUACAUGAAAGCUUCCACUCUACAUUCAACCUCAUUGGCUCCUCACCCAGUGUGAAAUGAUGAUGAACCAUGUAGCUUAGAAGCAUACGAAGCAGACAACCACUGCAAUAUACGGAGUUAAUCAAUUUUUUAACUGAAUACCAAAUGCCAUAUUGUACUCAAUGGCAGAGUUGUAUUAUAAUCUCAUGACCAUGCUUGUCAUAUUGUACUCAAUGGCAGAGUUGUAUUAUAAUCUUAUGAACAUGCUUGUUUUUGAGCUCCGGUACUGUGUACAAGUACUAAAUUGGCAUACUAUAUCGAAUGGAAUAAUUUCCUUUUUU
Molecule: messenger RNA, 1925 nt
Organism: Amborella trichopoda
Lineage: Eukaryota; Viridiplantae; Streptophyta; Magnoliopsida; Amborellales; Amborellaceae
Product: zinc finger CONSTANS-like protein (DUF3537)
Source: RefSeq, a predicted model, not a curated record